Aspergillus ibericus CBS 121593 is the source of this 915-nucleotide messenger RNA. Its product is annotated as 4-hydroxybenzoate octaprenyltransferase. Gene Ontology annotation, biological process: ubiquinone biosynthetic process. The coding region runs from base 1 to 915 and encodes 304 amino acids. NCBI's taxonomy places the organism in Eukaryota, Fungi, Ascomycota, Eurotiomycetes, Eurotiales, Aspergillaceae. The transcript has a single exon. Gene Ontology annotation, molecular function: 4-hydroxybenzoate polyprenyltransferase activity. Gene Ontology annotation, cellular component: mitochondrial inner membrane. The record is from RefSeq and is a predicted model, not a curated record.
AUGCCUCCUCAAGGAGGUCUCCUCUCGAUCCUCCCCUCCUCCUGGGUGCCUUAUGCGGAGCUCAUUCGCAUUGACAAGCCGCAUGGAAUCUUUCUCGUCUGGGUCCCUCAUAUCGUCGGCCUGGCCUACGCCUCCGCCAUCGGACCAUCACCGGCUCCACUUCGCACACUCUAUACACAGGCCCUGCGCCUGAUGCUCUGGGCCGGUCUUUGUCGAAGUGCAGGCUGUGUCUGGAAUGAUAUCGUGGACCAGGACUUCGAUCGAAAGACAGCCCGAUGUCGGACCCGACCUAUUGUCCGCGGCGCAGUCACGUCCUCGCAAGCAUGUACCUGUGCGGCUGUGCUCUUCUCUCUCGCCUUCCUUUCUCUCCGGGAUAUGUCGACCAAUGCUAUGAAUGUGGCGGGGAUAGUAGCGGUACUGUCGCUCGUGUAUCCGUUCUGUAAACGAUUCACGAGCUUCCCGCAGGUGGUGUUGGGCUCAUCGUUGGGGUUGACGGUCGUGCUGUCGGCGUGGUCACUGGAUGUGGAUGUGUUGGAGGGGGGGAAUCGUGUUCCAACAAUAUGUUUGAUGCUGGCCAUUAUGUUGUUGAUUGUGUUUUAUGAUGUUCUGUAUGCGACGCAGGAUACGGCGGAUGAUGUCAAGUCUGGGGUGAAGGGGAUGGCGGUCUUGUUUCGAAAUCAUAUGCUGGCUCUUCUUUGGGCGCUGACUUGCGGCAUUGCUGGUAUGCUUUCAGUUUUGGGAGUAUUGCUGAAUAUGAGACCGCUGUAUUUUGUGUUCUCUGUAGGAGGGUUAGUCCUGGGGUUGAUGGUGGUUGUAGGGUUGAUUUAUUUGCCCUCUCUUUCUCGAUGGCGUGGUUUGUCUGGAUGGGUCUUUGGGAUUGCUUUCGCAAGUUUUAUAGUUGGGUUUUUUAAGUGA